GCUCCAUCUAUUUGUCUGAUGAUGAGAUCAUCACCCCGUUUUUAUUUGCUUUAGUGGUCAUGAGCUCCAUUUAUUAGUGCUCAACAACCUGCAUUUCUUGAAUAUUUCCUUGAGAAAACGAGAUGCCGACGUCGACGGUGGCCAUUACGUUGAACCUGGGAUGCAGCCGCUGCAGAACCAAGAUCCAGAAGAUCCUCUGCUGCCUCCAAGAACGAUGCGGGUUCGUCUUUGACAAGGUGGAGUACGACAAGGACAAGGUGCUCAUUUCCGGGACCUUCGACGCCAUAGACCUCUGCUGCAAGCUCCGGUGCAAGGCCGGAUGUUUCGCAACCAAAAUUGAGAUUGUGCCCCCGCCAAAGAAGGAGAAAACACCACCACCACCGCCUCCGCCUCCGCCUCCGCCCACCGAGCCAGAACUGUGCAAAAAGCUAAUCCCAUACCCAUGUCCAUACCCAUACCCAUGUCCAUACCCAUAUCCUUGUCCGUGCCCGUCCCCAUGCCCAAACCCGCAGCCAACGUGUCCACCCAGUUGCGCCACGCCGCGCUCCUGCCGGUGCCACUCCUGCAGGCCGCCGCCACCGCCGCCAUGUCCGACACCACCACCACGGCCGCCAUGUCCGGCACCACCACGGCCAUGUACGCCUCCGGUGUGCAACAAGUGCCCGACAUGGACGCCGUGCCAGUGCCGCGGCUACCCGUGGGUCGUCUGCUGCGAGGAGAAUCUACCACCCGACCCCUGCGUUAUCAUGUAAUUGCAAACUGCGCUGCCGCUGCAUGCAGGCGGGCGGCAACUGCAACCUCAUCACCCUGCCAUUCCUACGCAAUUGUGAAGCAUGUGCCGGUGCAUAAAAGAUCAGUGAAAAGGCCUCUCAAAGAAAUAAAAGAAAGUCAGUGAUGAAAGUGUUCCGUAAGAUUGACAUAUGGGUUGAUUUCUUUGUACCAAGAAUCACGGCUGCUUCUGCAGUCAUCAUUCAUCUAUCAGCUGCAAACUUGACUCGAGUAUGUGUGUGUCUUCGUUAUUGUUGUACAUGAAAAAGAAUAAAUUUAUGCUUCUUAUUUGUCA
Sorghum bicolor (sorghum) is the source of this 1063-nucleotide messenger RNA. Its product is annotated as protein PYRICULARIA ORYZAE RESISTANCE 21. Lineage: Eukaryota; Viridiplantae; Streptophyta; Magnoliopsida; Poales; Poaceae. The record is from RefSeq and is a predicted model, not a curated record. Bases 123 to 752 code for a protein of 209 amino acids. The transcript has 3 exons. Gene Ontology annotation, biological process: regulation of defense response to fungus.